Molecule: messenger RNA, 2626 nt
Organism: Silurus meridionalis
Lineage: Eukaryota; Metazoa; Chordata; Actinopteri; Siluriformes; Siluridae
Gene: syvn1
Product: synovial apoptosis inhibitor 1, synoviolin
Exons: 16
Coding region: 213-2051 (612 amino acids)
Cellular component (GO): cytoplasm
Source: RefSeq, a predicted model, not a curated record
GAAGUGAGGUGGCCUUUUGUAAGAGCAAGCGAAAAAUAAACACGUAAUCGUCCGUCUGCUAGCGAGAGCUUUAUAUGUGUCGGAUGGGGAAACCGAGCCGGUUGUAGUUGAUGUGGCGGCUCUGGGCCUGAGCUCUCCCCGGCGGUUCCUGCAGGACUGUGUGUGUGUGUGUGCGCGCUUGUGCGGGUGUGAAGCGUAUUUACAGUGCAAACAUGGUGCGAGCAGCUUUGGUAACAGUGACUAGUCUGGCCUUGACUGGAGCUGUGGUGGCUCAUGCCUAUUUCCUCAAACACCAGUUCUAUCCGACAGUGGUAUACCUCACCAAAAGCAGUCCGAGCAUGGCAGUUUUAUACAUCCAGGCUUUCGUGUUGGUUUUUCUACUGGGAAAGUUCAUGCGGAAGGUCUUCUUCGGCCAGCUGAGAGCUGCAGAGAUGGAGCACCUGAUCGAGCGUUCCUGGUAUGCAGUGACAGAGACCUGCUUAGCCUUCACAGUCUUCAGGGAUGACUUUUCCCCCCGCUUCGUGGCCCUUUUCACUUUGCUGCUCUUCCUCAAGUGCUUCCAUUGGCUGGCUGAAGACAGAGUGGACUUUAUGGAAAGAAGUCCGAACAUUUCAUGGGUCUUCCAUUUCAGAGUGCUCUCUCUAAUGGUGUUGCUGGCAGUACUGGACUUCUUAUUUGUCAAUCAUGCCUGCCACAGCAUCAUCACCAGAGGAGCCUCAGUACAGCUGGUCUUCGGAUUUGAGUACGCAAUUCUGAUGACCAUGGUUCUCACCACCUUCAUUAAAUAUACCCUGCACACCAUUGACCUCCAGAGUGAGAACCCAUGGGAAAAUAAAGCUGUCUACAUGCUUUACACGGAGCUCUUCACAGGCUUUAUUAAGGUGCUGCUCUACAUGGCCUUCAUGACCAUAAUGAUCAAAGUGCACACCUUCCCCCUGUUUGCUAUUCGACCCAUGUAUCUUGCAAUGAGGCAAUUUAAGAAGGCUGUAACCGAUGCCAUAAUGUCUCGCCGAGCUAUUCGCAACAUGAACACACUCUACCCAGAUGCAACUCCUGAGGACUUGCAAGCCUCUGACAAUGUAUGUAUCAUCUGUCGAGAGGAGAUGGUAACUGGAGCUAAGAAACUGCCCUGCAACCACAUCUUUCAUUCAAGUUGCCUGCGCUCAUGGUUCCAGAGGCAGCAGACGUGUCCAACAUGCCGUAUGGAUGUUCUGCGAGCGUCGCAGCCUAACGCCACUCCUGCUCCUGCAGCACCCCCGGCAGCUCCAGCUAAUGCUCCAGCCAAUGCUCCUGCUGCUCCUGCUCCUCCAGCUGCUAAUGUUGCUCCAGGUGUGAUGCCCCAAUUCCCUCCAGGACUUUUCCCUUUCUGGGCUCCCUUCCCUGGUGCAGUGCCACCUGCUGCUGCUGCUGCUGCUCCGGCCGCUCAAGCCGCCCCUAGCAUGCCACAGACCAGUGCAGAUGCGACCCAAACUUCAGGAGCAGACUCAGGGGCCAGUAUCUCAAGCCAGACUGGUACAGAUGGUGCUGCUGCAGCAGCUCCUGUUGCUGGAUUCCCCUUCUCCAUUCCCCCUCCAUUCCCAUCAGCACCAUGGCUGCCCAUGCCUCCUCCUCCACCCUUCAUGUCAUCCAUGCCUCCUCCUCCACCGUCUCUAUCCACAAUGUCAGAGGAGGAGCUGAGGGAGUUGGAGCAGGAAGGCCGCCGUGGUCUUGAGGCUCGACUGCAGUGUCUUCAGAACAUCCACACCCUGCUGGAUGCUGCCAUGCUGAACAUCCACCACUACCUCACCACUGUCGCAACACUCAGUCCUCCUCGACCAGAGAGCAGCACCCGUGAAGCGAGUGGGUCAGGCAAGACUGAAGCUUCCAGUCAGGAAAAUGGAACACCAAUCACUGAUCCUGUCAGUGGAGCGAUGGGAUUUUCCCAACCCGAUUCAACCACAGGAGUUGAGAAGGAGGAAGAGGAGGCAGAGGUGGACGGGGAGCCGAGCGCUGCUGAAUUGAGACGUCGCCGCCUACGCAAGCUGGACACCACACCGCCUCUGGACCACUGAUCGUUUAUCUAGUCCAGACAUUGCAUUUGAAAAAGGACUUUAUACAGUAGAAAUUCACCUGAUGUACCCCACUCUGGCACUUUGGGUGCUUGAGAUAUCAAGUUAUCUCCUCGUGGGCUCUUAUGUUGCUCUUCAGCGCAGCAUGUAGACACUUCCAAAGGAUGACUUUGUUCAAGUUAUAAAGGAGAUUUACAAAUAGAAGACUGGAUACUAUGUUAAAACGUGCACAAUUAAAAAUAAUAAUACAUCCAAGGCAAAGGUUUUGAACAUGCACAGUCACUGGUUUCUUUUUGUUUCUUUUAUGUAGUCUGAUUUUUUUUUGUUUGUUUCUUUUAGCCUACAAACUGAGCAUUGCAAUAGUAAGAAUAUCUUGUAAAAGAUUUUUUUUUUUUUUUUUUUUGUAUUGUAUUGUUUGGCUUUGAUUAUUUCUAGCUCUGUGACUUUUCUUCAUAUCUGAUAUUUGCUUUGAUGAGGGAGAAUAUGCCAUUUGCCAGCAUAAAUUAACAAACUGUACAUACUGUAAAGUAUUUUAAUAGCAAGAUCUGUAAAUAUUGCAGAAUAAAUCGUUCAACUCA